AUGCCAGAGACGAUGGACCACUCAAGGCUGCGAGAGUCACUUCUUACCCUUCAAAGAUGCAUCGAAAGUACCCGGUGGCGGUUCCCCAUCCCCUAUGCCGAAACCAGAGAACUCGGGCAAUUCCAAAUCCACAUCUCGUAUCUAUCUCUAGACGGCGGAAAUUCCCUCAAGCCCAGGUUCUUCGCACCCUUGCCCUCCGCCUGCCCACUCCUGCAAGCGCUCACCCCGGAGUUUAUUGCGUGUGAAUACGACACUGAUUUCCCCAAUCUGCCAGAGCCUAUCAGGACAGAGGCUAUGUGCGAUCAUGUCAAGGCCGCUCUGGAUGCGAUCAUCCCGCAAGCCCUCUCACACGGCCAGUACCCAUGGACAACGCUUGAAGCUACAGACGAGCGCUUCAGCCAACUUCCCCAUCAACAGGGAAGAUUCGGCCCUUACUGGAUCACAUACCAUCAGCACUCCUCCAGACCACACAUCAAAUGCAUCAUGUCCAACAACCAACGAGUACAGAACGACCGAGUAUCUUCCAACGAGGUCCUCAUGGCCAUCAACCUCAUGCUUAUGCAAAUGCAUGAUCCACGGUUCAACAACCACAUGAUCGUGCCGGUUCUGCUCAUCGUGAUGGAAGACUCGCAUGCGCGCGUGAUUGAAGCGUACUUUGACGGAAAGACGCUCACUGUGCGCAAAACCAUCGAGCAGUUGUAUCGUGAAGGGAGCCCUACUUUCAUCAGGACGAUGGCGCGGGUCUUUCUUGCUGAGCCGCUGGGGAAUACUUCUCAGGCUGCAUUUGAUCGGUUGAGUCCGGCUUGA
This is a messenger RNA of Aspergillus steynii IBT 23096, 807 nucleotides long. RefSeq lists its product as uncharacterized. Bases 1 to 807 code for a protein of 268 amino acids. The transcript has 3 exons. The record is from RefSeq and is a predicted model, not a curated record. Lineage: Eukaryota; Fungi; Ascomycota; Eurotiomycetes; Eurotiales; Aspergillaceae.